AUGCUAGUGGAGGCAGACAAUGCUCUGGUCCGAGGCCUGACCAGCCCUCAGAGGGACAGGGAUUGCCUCACUGUGACAACAGCCCCCCUCUCCCUCCCUUCUUUUUCUUUUUUUGUUCGCCCCAGUAGGGGCUGCCACAGCAUGGGCUCGGGGAGGACGCUGAAGUUCGCCCUGUGCGAGGUGCUGCAGUUUGCAGGCCUGAGCGUGCCACUCUUCAUCGUCAUGCAGAGGUUCGCCAUCAUCGUGGCAAAGGUAAAGAGCUCGGCGCAGCCCCCCGGCGACGGCAGCACGGCCUACUGGUUGAUUGUGGCCUCCUCCAUUGCCUAUGUCACUUCCACAGCCCUGCUGGUCUGGGUGCCCAUGAAGUAUAUGGUCUUCAUGAAAAAGAAAUUCCUCAUCAGGAGGAAGAAGUGGAGGCCUGUGGCCCUGGUAUAUGUGAUCCUCUCCACAUUGCCCUGCUUUGCCUUUCUCAUCGCCAGCUCAGAGGUUCAGAUAAACAACAACAUGAAACACGAUACAUUCACAGAGCUCCCUGUGUCACUAGUCCUGUUCUCUCUCAUCUGUAUUGACAUUGUGGAAAGGAUACGCCACUGCAGACUGACCGGACAGGCUAAUGAAACAGAGAGAGACGCCGAUAUCCCCUCCACUGUCCUCACACAUGUGGAACAGGUAACAUCAGUAACACCUGUAACACCAGCCGCACCAGGGCCAGCUGCGCCCGGCCAAGCUGCGGCCACUCCUGCACCGGCAGCAGCAGCAGCAGCAGCAGCAGCAGCAGCAGCAGCAGGUCAGCAGGUCAAUGAGAGGGACCAGAACGGAGCAGGGGCCCGACCGGAGACCAACGGGACAGUCCCGGGGAUACCUGGCAAUUCUGGGAGACCAUUCAGUAUCUCUGGAUUGAGCUCACGUUCAGCAAGCACUACAGCGUACCGCAUUUCUCCGUACGCCUACACGGGCCCACUGCGCCUCCUGUGCGCCAGCGAUGCCCGAGCGGACGUGUUUGUGGACAGCUUUAUGUUCUGGAUGGAUACAGUGGAGAUGGUAAGGGUGGCAGGACAUCCCUCAGUCUACUUCUCAGGCUGGGUGUUCCCCAUCUAUAUCUUCAGCUACAUGUCCUGCCUGCGUCUGGUGGUCAUGCCCCACAGCCCCCUGCUCUCCUCACUGGGAGUGGUCCUACAGGAUCUGCCCUUCCUCUUUGUGCGUAUCGGCCUCAUCGCCUUCUUUGGCUUCGUCACGCCCCUCCUUUAUCUGAUGAAGAACCUGUUGGUCUGCCUGGCCUUUGUCUAUUUCAACUUCAUGACCAAGCUGAGGGUCUUCAACACAGAGAGGAUGUUCUUUUGAGACCUAACCUUCAUAGACAGACAGAGCAACUUUAAAAGAUGUGGGGAGCAAAGGGUAGGCGCAAUCAGGAAUUCUAGUAGGAUAUUAGGAUUAAGAUGAGCAAAAAUAGGAAUGGAUUUGUGUACGUGGCACAGAAGAGGUAUUCCUUUACUACGGGAGAAAGCAGACUGCAUGGUGGUGCUUUUCACAGGCCAAAAGGGAGCUGUUAGGCAAUGUUUUCCCAUUACGGACACAAAAUGUCAAUGGACUAUGUGUUGUGAAAGUGUUUUAUUUUUACCUUCUUGUUCAAAGUUAUUUUUUUACCCCCCGAGUCCCCUCACCCCUGACCUAA
Molecule: messenger RNA, 1672 nt
Organism: Myripristis murdjan (pinecone soldierfish)
Lineage: Eukaryota; Metazoa; Chordata; Actinopteri; Holocentriformes; Holocentridae
Product: transmembrane protein 236
Source: RefSeq, a predicted model, not a curated record